UGUACAAACAUGAGGUAAACGGAGAAGCAGGUGCUUGGCAUCCAAUAAAGACAGAAAGACGAAGUGUUUGUUAAAUACUCAUAAGAUGUUUUUCUGUCGUCAUCAUUAAUUAUGUUUGAUUAUACCUUUGUUAUGACAUUCAUAUAGUUUACUUCAGCUGCAAAUUUGCGCCUCUGUUGUCGCUUCGCUGUCAAAUACCUUUCGUUUUCCCAGGGAGUUGGUUGAUUUGUUCCCAGACUAAUCAUGAUGGAUGACAUCGAACAGGAAAUAAAUGAGGAGCUGAUGAAAUUAAACCUACAUCCCUCUGAAAAUGAUUCAGAGUCAGACGAUGACAACUUCACUGUUUUGGAUGGAAACGUGCAUUUAGAUGACGAGCUGCCUGACUCAGUACUCACAUAUGUUGAAGCGUCAAGAAAUCGAAUGAAUGCUUUUGAACAAUUAAUCCUUGAAGAUGUUGAAGAAAACGACUUCUCAAGCCAGAACCUGUCUCACAUUAAUCACAGUGAUAAUCCUACAAAUGAACCAGCUGCAGAUUUCAUAGACGACCCCAUAAAAUGGAAAGAGCGAGUUAUCUCUGAAUUAGUGGAACAAGUUGGACAUCUAAAAGACAUUGAGCUGCAGGAUGCCCAGCAGGAGACUCCAGAUAUGUCAGGGAUGGGAGGUGAUAUAUGCAUUGAGAGUGAACUGCAACUUAGUCUUGAGUGGAGAGAAUUAGAGAAAAGACUGACAGAGGAAGAGGAGCAGAAAUUAGCAGCACAGGAAGUAGAAAGAGAGCUGCAUCUGAACUCAGAAAGAGAAGAAGAAGAGAGGAGGAGGAGAGGACUGAUGAAGUUUGAGGAGGAGCUGAAGAAGAUAGAGGAGGCCACUCUGUUUCAGAAUCUUGGAGUGAAAAACGAAGUUCACCACACAGAAGAUCUUCAGCUGGAGCUGGAUAAACAGCAGAACUUAAUAAAAAAACUGGAGGAGCAGAUGGAAGAGGAGAAACAGGCUUUUGAGAAGGCUCAGGAGGAGGAGAGAAGGAGAACCCUGAAACUUCAUUGCAUAGCAGCAACAACGAUUCAAGCUGCUUUCAGAGGAACAUUAGCACGCCGCUGGAGCAAAACCGAGCUUAGAAGAAAGAAAGAAGAGGAGAGGAGACAGGAGGAGGAGAAGAGGGAAUGGGAGAAGAUGAAGAAGGAGAGAGAAGAGGAGAGAAAGAGGAUUGAAGAAGAAGAGCGCGCUCAAAGGGAGGAGAUGGAGAGACGCAGAGCAGAUUAUGAAAGAGCUAAGGAGCAAGAGCGCCAUCGUCUGGAGAAGGAGCAAAGAUUUGAACAAGAGAAGAGGAAAGAGGAGGAAGAUGAGAAGAGGAAGAAAAUGCAGGAGCAGAACCACAUUACAAGAGUAAAAGAUGAUUGCAGAAGACAGGAAGAGGUUGUAGACAAAAAUAAUAGGAGUAAAGCAAGGAGUAGCCGGGUGAAGGAUGAAUGUAAAAGAGAGGAGGAAAGAGGGGAAAAGGACAAAGGCAAUGAGGCAAAUGAGAAAAAAACAGAAGGUGAUAAAAGAAUAAGGCAUGAUAAGAAAAUGGAGAGUGACAGGAAUACGAUGAAGAAACAGGACAAAACUGAAAGCAUAAAUGCAGAAGAACCAGAAAGAUUAGAUGAUACAAGACUACAAACAAUCAGUGCUAAAGACAGAAUAAAGAGCAAUGAAGAAGAAAAAACAGUUGAAAGCACUGAAGAGCUUGACUCUCAGGUAAAUCUUUCUCAGUCAAGAAAAAGCCUUAAAGUUACCAAAACCACUGCAGAGCCCCACAUAAAUCUACAUCAAGUUUGUUCCAAUGACCUUGGUAUUAAUCCAGUUGGUUGCUCAAGUACUGCAGAUCACCUAAGUGUUAAAGCAGAUACGGACUUGGCUCAACUAGCUUCUGAUUUGAAUGUUGUAGCACCUGAGAUGGACACUAGGGGGCAUCAAAAUACAACAGCUAUUGAGCUUGAAGACCAUGAACCAAAAAGCCAAGAAUCAAUAUCAAUAUGUCUGCCUGACAGCACAGAACAAAAGCGACUGGCCUGGAUGAUGAGCUGCACUCCCUGGUCCAAACUAUCGUUGCAGAAUAAAAGGAAGGGGUCUUCUAAACAACAGCAGUCUCAAAAAAGAGGCCCAAGAAAAAGAAUCCCCAGUUUACCCCCUCUGUCUGUAGACACCAUUCUCAAAACAGAAGCUUGGAGCUCUCUCAGUCAGGUUACGACUGUCACGCUAGAAGACCUGCCAGGAUGUAGCCUGUCCACACUGUCCGAGUGUAACAACCUGCAGACUUUAACCGUUAGACGCUGCGGCCUCACAUCCCUGGAUGGAUUGAACCAGUGCGCUCAGAUCAGAUAUAUUGAUGUGCAAGAGAACUCGAUUACCUAUGUGGAUUGUGGAGGUCUGGCCAACCUUCAGGUCCUCCUGCUGGGCAGGAACCAGCUGAUGAACAUCCACGGUCUCGAUGGAGCUGAAAACUUGCAAAUUCUUCAGCUCUCACACAACAACAUCUCUCGCAUAAGUGGUUUAGGACCCCUGAAAAUGCUUCUGCGAUUAUCGGUGGACCAUAACCAGCUGCUCAGCACGAGAGGUUUGAACGAAAUUUAUACUCUUCUCCAUCUGGACUGUUCGUACAACCACCUAAGCCACAUUGAGGGUUUAGAGAAUUGUGCUCUGCUUAACACACUGGACCUCAGAGGAAACAGUCUGACUGAGGUGCCUGUCCUGCAGAACCAUGUUCUUCUGAGGGACCUUCACCUGGAUGACAACCUUAUAUCUUCUGUUCAUGAUCUGGAAUCCUAUUGGCUGCCUUUGCUCCAAAACCUCUCUGUGGCCCAUAACAGGAUGUUGGAUGCCAGUCACAACUGUCUAUCAGAUUUGCAGAACAUUUGUCUGAAUCUUCAGGUAUGCACCAGCCUUCAAGAACUUAAUCUGACUGGUAACCCACUACAGCAGGAAAGCAACUGGAGGUCCUUGGUUCUGGAGACAGUGCCUGGCUUGAUUAAGUUGAAUAAUGAGCAGACUGCUGCUGCCACAGCACCCCGUAAAUGUCCAGAUCAGCAGUGGAGUUUCCAGGCCCUUUGUCAAGCACAGCAAGAGCAGCGAGAUUCACUUCUCCAGCAGCAAAAAAUGGAGACCAGUUCUGCGCCCUCACAACAUGAUGCCCAGCUUCUUGCCAUCGGUCACCAGACAGACCUGUUCAGACUGGCGGUGGACCAGCGUUACGCCCAUGAAUACGGCGACAGCUGUGUCACAGAGGUUUCCACAUUGGCGGCAGCUGCUAACUGUAGUUCAUGUGGUUGUUCUGAAACAUCACAGGGACAAAGUCCAGAGACUUCAGCAGACUGGCACAAAGACAAUCUACAAAAGACUAAACUUUCUCAGUCUGACAUUAAGCUAUGGUCUGCUGACUGCGUGCAGACACAAAGUGAAAAGGAACCUGUUCAGGCACCGAACCUUAAAAUAGCGGCAGCUGUGGCGAUCCAGCGACGCUGGCGGAGGAGAUGCGUAUUGCGGAGGCGUGAGGGCCUCCCAGGCUUAAUUGAAAAAGCUAACACAAAAUCAAAUCUUCAUAAAGUGGAAGAUACCUGCGUCGGGAGGCCUGAAAGGGAACAUGCUGCGGUUGUUAUUCAGGCUGCAUGGAGGGGCUGCGUUCUGCGGAAAAAGCUGGCCUGUGCUCUAGCUGCUGCUCAGAUCACAGAAAGCGAUGAGGACUUCGAAGAGGUGGACAUGGACGAAUUCAUAUUUGAUGAGAAAGCGCUGGAGAAAGACUGGAUAACCCUGGAUUCCAAAGCCUUACCGGCCAGAAUGAUGCCAUUUUCGGAACAGCUGCCUUUGCCAAAGUCUCCACUCCCUCUUCCGAUGCCUCCAAAGACCUUAUCUGUUUUUCCACCUCAGCUGAAACAUGCCUGGUCAGAUAAUGAGGGUGCAGCCUGCUUGGAGCAAAGCAUGUCGCCUCACCUUAGUAGCAGAUCAAGUCUCAGAAGCCACACCCUGUCUGAGAGAUCUGAAAAAAUCAUCAAAGAAUGGGGCUUCGCUAAUGAGUCCACUGCCCUUCUCAUGCUGAAGAGAGCCAGUAGAAUGAAGGGAAGGAAACAGCAGCAGAAGAGAGUAUUUGACCCAAAUCCACGUCUGGCCCUGUUCAGGAGCCACAGUAACCAGUAUGUUUCCACAGAAACUCAAAAGCGGACACGUCCUACUUUCAAGGACAGCUUUAAAGUUCACCAAGCAGCGAAUGAAGUUCACAAAUUACCGAAUGCAGAGGAAAAACAGUCUUACAAGGAGAGAACUUACCAGUGGCUCCACACACAAGCAGUUCAUCCCGACACAGACUCCGCAGGCACGGGACGGGAUCAUUUCCUCCCUGAUAUUGGCCAGGAUAUUCUUAAUGGUGGGAGGGUGCAGCUUGUGGCCAUAGGGGACAGAGAUGGUGUAGAUUCGGGAGCAAGAUUUUGGACUGAAUCCACUAGUGUCUCUCCACCUCUUAAAAAGCAUACUCAGCCUCGAAGAUACUCAGCUGAAAACAGAAAAACUGAAGUGCCAUCACCCACAAGAGUCAAUUCAGCUCCGAUCCGAAAUGAACGCAUCUCGUUCCGGGACAACCCCGUGCGACGCAGCGGAGGCUGGGGUGGAGGAAAGAAGAGAGCCAAACUGAGCAAGUAAAACGAUAACUACAUCAGCUUGUGUUUGUUGCACUGAGAUAAUAUUGAUUCAGUUUGUUCUUUUGUUUUGGCCCUUCAUAUUUGCGGCUGUGUAUAUAUUCAGAGUGUGAUGGAUGUCUUGUUGAUGUAAGCCCUUAACAAGACUUACAAUGCACAUUUGAUCUCCGCUGAAAUUCCUUGCAGCUGCUGUUUUUACUAAAAUCCAGCUUCCUCUCCUGCAAAUGAAUUAGAAGCAAUGGAUGAGAUAUAGCCCAAAUAUCUGCAGGCGGUCACAGGAUACGUAUUGCUUUCAAGUAUCACUCCAUUUAACAUGAGCACUGCGAGCCAUGGACUGGGUGGAAACCAUUUACAAAUGACAUGCUUAAUAUGCAGACAAUGACAGGCAAUCGAAACCAGCUCGUUCCUGUUUUAAUUUACUUGAGGGUUUUUUUCUUUAUGCUAGGAAUGUUGCUCUUAAAGCUAAAAAUAAGACGAUGCACAUUUAAUGAAAGUAAUAUAUCAAAGAUCACUGUCGAUACAUUUUUGUUUUUGUACAUAUUUGUCUCUCAUAAAAGAUAGAAGUGUUUUCUUUAGUGUUACUGCCAGAUAAGGAUAUCCUUGUUUGUGCGUUUUCAUUUCGGAUAUCAAAAAGCUGAGUGUUCACAAACAGUGCUUGGAAAAGUACUUUCUGGAACCAGCUUGGAGCUCAUUUUUAUGCCUAUAGAAAUGCUCAAAUAAAUCUUGAAAAGGGAUGUCUUAUUAGUGGGAGUUUUGGCAUUGCGUUUGGGCAGACGGCCCAUAGGUCUCAUACUUAAUCCAGAGACACUGGCUGACUGCUGUGGUAUUGUCUUGUUGAAUUAUAUACACAUAAAUACUUUUAAUACUGUAAAUAGAUAUAAAUAUAGGUUAUACUUUAUUUUGAUAGUCCACUACUGACUGUAAGAGACUUUGCAACUGAUGUAAAUUCAUGUCCCAAUCGCAUU
Labeo rohita (rohu) is the source of this 5623-nucleotide messenger RNA. It is a transcript of the gene lrriq1, whose product is annotated as leucine-rich repeats and IQ motif containing 1. Bases 244 to 4662 code for a protein of 1472 amino acids. The transcript has 26 exons. Lineage: Eukaryota; Metazoa; Chordata; Actinopteri; Cypriniformes; Cyprinidae. The record is from RefSeq and is a predicted model, not a curated record. Gene Ontology annotation, molecular function: protein binding.